GGGAGACGUGGAGAGAGACGCAGCGGGACAGAGACAGAGACAGAGACGCGGAGCCGCACAGAGAAGGACAGAGUGUGGAGAGGCGACCAGAGAGAGACCAAGCCAGCCGGAGGAGACGAGGGACGGAGACCCUCAGUGCCCCAGCCCCAGCCUUCAUGCCCGCCUGGGCCUCGCCUGGCCAUCCUCCCAGCUCAGCCUCAGCCGGUGCUUCCCGCAGUGUGACCCGCAGGCCCCAGGCGACUCCUGCGGACCCAGGAGAGGAUGGCCCAGGUGCUGCACGCCCCGGCUCCGUUCCCAGGGACCCCCGGCCCCACCUCGCCACCCCCCUUUCCGGCCAAGGAGCCUGACCCCCCGUACUCCGUGGAGACACCCUACGGCUACCGCCUGGACCUGGACUUCCUCAAAUACGUGGAUGACAUCGAGAAGGGCCACACACUGCGGCGGGUGGCCAUGCAGCGCCGUCCCCGCCUGGGCUCGCUGCCCCGCGGCCCGGGCUCCUGGUGGACGUCCACAGAGUCGCUGUGCUCCAACGCGAGCGGGGACAGCCGCCACUCUGCAUACUCCUACUGUGGCCGGGGCUUCUAUCCGCAGUACGGCACCCUGGAGACGCGCAGCGCCAGCGGCUUCAACCCUCGUGUGGAGCGGACGCUGCUGGACGCCCGGCGCCGCCUGGAGGACCAGGCGGCUGCGCCCUCGGGCCUGGGCUCCCUGACCCCCAGCGCCGCGGGCUCCACCAGCUCCUUGGUGGGCGUGGGGCUGCCACCCCCGGUGACGCCACGCGGCUCAGGACUGUCCACACCGGUGCCUCCCAGCGCCGGGCACCUGGCGCACGUGCGGGAGCAGAUGGCAGGCGCCCUGCGGAAGCUGCGGCAGCUGGAGGAGCAGGUGAAGCUGAUCCCCGUGCUCCAGGUGAAGCUGUCGGUGCUCCAGGAGGAGAAGAGGCAGCUCGCCGUGCAGCUCAAGAGCCAGAAGUUCCUGGGCCACCCCACUGGCGCCCGGGCCCGCGGCGAGCUCUGCCUUGACCUCCCCGAACCCGCAGAAGACCCCGCAGCACUCGACACCCGCAGCGUGGGCACCUGGGUUCGAGAACGGGACCUGGGCUUGCCUGAUGGGGAGGCAGCCCUGGCCGCCAAGGUCGCUGUGCUGGAGACUCAGCUCAAGAAAGCGCUGCAGGACCUGCAGGUGGCCCAGGCCCGGCAGGCCGAGCCCCAGCCCCAGGCCUGGCCACCACCGGACACCCCGGUCCGUGUGGACACCGUCCGAGUGGUGGAGGGGCCGCGGGAGGUGGAGGUGGCGGCCAGCACCACCACCGGGGCGCCCGCCCAGCGAGCGCAGAGCCUGGAGCCCUAUGGGGCAGGCCUGCGGGCCCUGGUGACACCUGGGGACCCCGAGAGCCCCGCAGUGUUCUGCAGCCACGAGGUGGUGGAGACCAUGUGCCCGGUGCCUGCUGCGCCCACCGGCAAUGUCCACGUCGUGAAGAAAAUCAGCAUCACGGAGCGGAGCUGCGAGGCUGCCCCUGGCCCGACACGGGCACCGGCAGAGUCAUCCUCCUCCUCCUCCUCGUCCCUGCCAGCGUCUGCACCCGAGAAUGCAGGCCGGGUGGCCACUGCUGACCCAGAUGACAGAGAGCCCCCCGGGGAGGUGGCUCCGAUGUCCCAGGAGGCCGGGGGAGCAGGCGGGCCCCAGGCUGGAGUGCGCUCCAUCAUGAAGAGGAGGCAGGAAGCCGCAGAGCCGUCAGUCCACAGGGGGAACCUGCAGUUUGUGGGGGUCAACGGCGGGUACGAGUCGUCCUCUGAAGGCUCCAGCACAGCUGAGAACUUCUCAGACAACGACAGCACGGAGAACGAGGCCCCCGAGCCGGAAGAGAGGGCUCCGAGCCCAGCCGCAGCCCCGCAGCGCAGACCCUCAGGGACAGCGGCAUCAGUGACGCGGCCCGGCCAGCCAGGGUGCCCGCUGUCUGGGGAGGCCCAGCGUGUGGCCACGGCCGAGGGGGCAGCGGGCACCAACUCGGAGGAUGAGAUCCGGAUGGAGCUGAGCCCCGACCUCAUCUCUGCCUGCCUGGCGUUGGAGAAAUACCUGGGCAACGCCAACGCGCUCACCGAGCGGGAGCUGAAAGUGGCCCACACCACGGUGCUGCAGGAGUGGCUGCGUCUGGCCUGCCGCAGCGACGCCCACCCCGAGCUCGUACGGCGCCACCUGGUCACCUUCCGGGCCAUGUCGGGGCGGCUGCUGGACUACGUGGUCAACAUCGCGGACGGCAACGGCAACACCGCCCUGCACUACUCGGUGUCCCACGCCAAUUUCCCCGUGGUGCGGCAGCUGCUGGACAGCGGCGUCUGCCAGGUGGACAGGCAGAACCGCGCCGGCUACAGCCCGCUCAUGCUCACGGCCCUGGCCACCCUCAAGACCCAGGACGACAUCGAGACCGUCACUCAGCUCUUCCGGCUCGGAGACGUCAACGCCAGAGCCAGCCAGGCUGGGCAGACUGCCCUGAUGCUGGCUGUCAGCCACGGCCGGGUGGACGUGGUCAAAGCACUGCUGGCCUGUGAGGCGGAUGUCAACGUCCAGGACGAUGACGGCUCCACAGCCCUCAUGUGCGCCUGCGAGCACGGCCACAAGGACAUCGCGGGGCUGUUGCUGGCAGUGCCCAGCUGUGACAUCUCUCUUGCUGACCGCGACGGGAGCACCGCGCUCAUGGUGGCGCUGGACGCCGGGCAGAGUGAGGUCGCGUCCAUGCUGUAUUCGCGCAUGAACAUCCAGUGCUCGUUCGCCCCGAUGUCAGAUGAGAGUCCUGUGUCGUCCUCCGCUGAAGAGUAACCCGGAGCCGGCAGGGUCCCCAGGGCCGCGGCCGGAGCGCAGCGUCCUGGUCCUGGUCCUGGUCCUCUCCCAGCCCCUCUGCUGCUCCGCAAGCCCUGACGUCAUCUCUGCUUCCCCGGGGAGCUCGAUGCUGGGGUGUCUUUUCCCAGGACCCCGGCUCCUGGCCGCGGCUCCCAGACCAAGCUGAGUUCCUGCCUGCAGCGCCGGUGACUCCGGUGACGCGGGCGGGAAGGAUCGGGCGGCAGCCGUGGGCAGGAGCGCAGGAGGCCACGUCUGGCUCCCGCCGCAGGGUGUGAUCUGCUUUGCGUCCGCGUGAGUCGCAUCUCCAGUGCCCGGUACAUGAUAGUGUUUUCUUCACUCCCCACACACCCCACACAGCUUCCUGGGGACCGACGUCUCUCUGUGGUCCUUUUACAAAACACUGUGACGUCCGUCACCCAGGGCAGAAACCUCCAUCCUUCCUCUGGUUUUGGUUUUGUCUUUUUGGUUUUAUUUGGGUUUUUUGUUUGUUUGGUCUUUCUGAGACAGGGUCUCGCUAUGCAGUUCAGGCUGGCUUUGGGCUCACUUUGUAGCCCAGGCUGGUCUUGAAUUUGCAGCAAUCCUCCUGCCUCAGCCUCCCGAGUGCUGGGAUUAUAGGAGUGCGUCACCACACCCGGAUUGGUUUUGGUUUUUUGAGCCACGGUCUCACGGUGCAGUUCAGGCUGGCCUGAAUUUUCUGAGUAGCCCAGGCUGACCCCGAACUUUCAGAGAUCCUCCUGCCUCAGCCUCCCGUGUGCUGGGAUGACAGGUGUGCCCCACCACGCCCAGCCGUCUUGUGUCUUCUGUCACCAUGACCGCCAGCAUCAAAUUCUGCAAGCUGGGGCAGGCGGUGGGGGCUCCGGGUCCUGCCACCAAUAUCUCAGUAGCUCUGGGACUUGGAUGUCACCAAUUCACAAGGAGAAAUGACUCAGAAAUCCGUCUUCUCUCCUCAGAGGUCCUGGCAAAUGUUGAUUUCCUAGAAAAUCCUUCCAUCCCAGAGACCAGAGAAAAGCAUCCAGUUCUCAGAGUGGCUGCAGCCUCCAGGCUCGGGAACCCCAGUCACCCCAGUCACCCCAGUCACAGGGCUGUCUGUCCUCCUAGGCUCCAGAAUCUCUCGCCUCGGAGGAAUAAAAUAAACCGGGCUCUGUGCGCCCUGGCAGGGCACCGGGCGAGCCCAUGUGCGGACAAUUAAAAGCUGGCAGCCAGGGGCUCCCGGCCCAGACUUAAAGACACAGGGCUUUUGCGGAAACCAAACCGGGGCCAGCUGGGUUUUUUCUUUCUCUGUUUCUGGCUGUCUCUUUCUGUCUUUGUCUGUCUGUCUGUCUCCUUUUCUUUCUCUUUCUUUCUUCCUGUUGGAGAUGGGCUUGCCAGAGAGACACACACCAUAUUCUUCUCGGCUGUGUUUUUGUCUCCAAAUCUUGACACGGUUUGCUUUCCUGUUCCUGUUCAUAGUAAGGAAGCAAAAAAGCAGAGUGUUCCCAGCCUCCUGCUGUGCCUCGUGAUAGGGGAGAAGUUUCCUUCCAAGCUUGUCCUGCCCGUGUCACACUCCUAGCUGGUCCUGCCGGACUGUGAAGGCAACCUUGGCAAAACAGUUAUACCCGGGGGUCACAGCCCAGUGAAUAAAGCAGAGCCCGGGCUUGUGUCCUGCUAGUCUGCCUGGCUGGAUGUAGUCUGCCUUUUUCUUUAAUUCUGUCUUUCAACUCAAGGAAACCCUCCUGCACCAGCCUCCUAAGUACUACAAUUACAACUUUUUUCUAAUUAAAGGAAUAUACCAAAGAGAAAAAGACUUGGAGGCCUAAGAGAACAAUCAGGAUGGAUGGAUAGAAUGUGUGUGUGUGUGUGUGCCCAAGAAUUAGGAAACAGUUCCCAAGAGGCCGAGGCAGGAGGAUCUCCAGGGGUCUGAAGCCAUCUGGGCUAUAGAGUAUGUCCCUGUCUCAGAAAACAAACCCAGCUGGGCAUCGCUGCUGGUAUGUGAUGGGAGAGUGCAACUUAGAAAAGUGGUACAAGAGCUACGUUCUUUCAGGUCUAACCCUGAAGCCAGCAAGAGCAUUGAGUUUAAGCUCCUGGAAGCAGCUCUAGCUCAGGAGUCCGUGCCCCCUGUCUGCCAUUCCUGCUCUCUCCACAUCUACAGAGACCCACAGGGGCCAAACUUCUGUGCCCUCUGCUCUCCACACCUACGGGGACCCACAGGAGCCAAAGUUCUGUGCCCUCUGCUCUCUCCACACCUACGGGGACCCACAGGGGCCAAACUUCCGUGCCCUCGCUCCCCUCCCCACACCCACAAGCUUCCAUGGCACCUUACAACCACGGUACAUCCGUAGACAGUAUUACACAUACACUAAGUAUUCUCUUUUUGUAAUCUCUUCUAGAAGUAAAAGAAGUUAAUAAAGCCGCAGAUAAUGCCGGCG
Messenger RNA from Cavia porcellus (domestic guinea pig), 5243 nucleotides. It is a transcript of the gene Kank2, whose product is annotated as KN motif and ankyrin repeat domains 2. Gene Ontology annotation, cellular component: cytoplasm. Gene Ontology annotation, biological process: negative regulation of G1/S transition of mitotic cell cycle; negative regulation of actin filament polymerization; negative regulation of vitamin D receptor signaling pathway. NCBI's taxonomy places the organism in Eukaryota, Metazoa, Chordata, Mammalia, Rodentia, Caviidae. The coding region runs from base 262 to 2817 and encodes 851 amino acids. The transcript is spliced from 12 exons. The record is from RefSeq and is a predicted model, not a curated record. Gene Ontology annotation, molecular function: protein binding.